Messenger RNA from Pangasianodon hypophthalmus (striped catfish), 1460 nucleotides. RefSeq lists its product as uncharacterized. The record is from RefSeq and is a predicted model, not a curated record. Gene Ontology annotation, cellular component: cytoplasm. The transcript is spliced from 6 exons. NCBI's taxonomy places the organism in Eukaryota, Metazoa, Chordata, Actinopteri, Siluriformes, Pangasiidae. Bases 375 to 1166 code for a protein of 263 amino acids.
GGAGGCGGGAAGGAGAAACAAAGAGGAAUGCUGUGAUGUCACUCCACACCACACCACUCAUACAAAGGCGUGAGGGAGAGAAACACACACUAACUCAUACUAGUACGCUCACACACAACUAACUCCUGUUGACUCUGUGCCUCUCACUCUGGAUAAAACACACAAAUACACGGUGAAUGUGUGUGCCAGGAAUGAGCAGAGCCGAAACAGUUGGAGCCAGCUGCAGGAGGAUAGGGGUAAUUCUCUCCUGAGAAGAGGAAAAGGAAGAGGAAAAAACUGAACAAUCACAUUUGUAGGAGUGCUUCCUGUUUACCUGCAAACACACACUCUCCUGUUUCCCAACACUUUGUACCAGGCCCCACACACACUCCAACAUGCUGCAGCAAAUUCUCACAAACAUGUACGUCGACCCGGACAUCCUGGAGGCACUGAACGAGGAGCAGAAGAAGACGCUCUUUCUGAAGAUGAGAGAAGAGCAAGUGCGCCGCUGGAAGGAGAGGGAGGAGAAGGAAGAGACGGAAGGCAGGAGAGAGAAGCCCAGGCCAAAGAAAGUCUCUUUUAAGAAAGUGAGUUGGCUCCUGGGACGAGAUGGAGAUGUGCACGUGUGUGUUAUCGGAGAGACAGAUGAGUUCAAAUCUUCCAAACUUCUCCUGUCUGAACUCAGGGAACAAAAUGAGAACAACCUCAACAACACCAACAGACCUCAGAAUCCUGGACAUCUCAAGAGCAGCCUGGGCAACCGAGUGAUCCAGCAGGACAGCAGUAAGCCCGGGAUAGAGCUACUGCUCAACAAAGCAGAGGAGAUGAACCACUCCAACACUCUUCCAGACAUCCAGAAACACAACAACAGUCACUCCACAGAGGAGCUGAAGAACCAAAAGGACGACUCUUCAAAUCUGAGAACACCCAACUCAUACAGGACGGACAGAGAGCCGUUUGUAGUGGCGAGACUGAACCAGUUCGGCUUGCAGAAAAGCGCCGUGGAGCAAGACACACAGGAAAGAGGAGUGGUAAACGAACAGGGACUCGGCUCUCCCUUCGGAGGUCGUGUGGCUCAGCUCAGGAUGAACUUUAACACACCGAACACUAAAGUCCCCUCACCGUGCACCAAACCACCCAUUCCCACCAAACCGGCUCAUCUGCUGACGGCUGCCUCGGUCAGAUAAACAGCACACACGGAGUAAACCAUAUAACACUUGAGAUCAACACCAGCUAUGGGUUCUCGAUAAUUUAACAUUCGCAUACCUGUAAAUAAAAGGACUCCAGCACCACCACACGUGGGACUUCCUUCAGCUGGUUGUACGGAUAUAAAGCAGACAAUGGUGUCAAAGAGGUAGAAAUAAAACCUGAUCUUCUGUAUAUGAUAUCAGAACCCUUUCAAUCACUCCACUGCGGCAAGUCGAUACGCACAGCCUGGACUUUAGCAACACAUCCUCUUUUUUUUUUUUUUUUUUUUUUUU